This is a messenger RNA of Penicillium lagena, 555 nucleotides long. Its product is annotated as Hpt domain-containing protein. Gene Ontology annotation, molecular function: histidine phosphotransfer kinase activity; protein histidine kinase binding. The record is from RefSeq and is a predicted model, not a curated record. Gene Ontology annotation, biological process: phosphorelay signal transduction system; phosphorylation. Lineage: Eukaryota; Fungi; Ascomycota; Eurotiomycetes; Eurotiales; Aspergillaceae. Gene Ontology annotation, cellular component: cytoplasm; nucleus. Bases 1 to 555 code for a protein of 184 amino acids. The transcript has 3 exons.
AUGGCGCCCGCCGACACCAAGAAGGCAGAGGAUCCUGCCAAGAAGCAAGGUCCGCCCAAGCUGUCAGAUGUCAAGGAUAUCAUCGAUGAAAGUACCUUUGAGCAGAUCCUCGAGAUGGAUGAUGAGGACGACCGUGAUUUCAGCAAGGGCAUUGUCUAUGGUUUCUUUGACCAGGCCAAGGCCACAUUCAAGAAAAUGGAAGAUGAACUGAAGAAAAAGGACCUUAAGGAGCUUUCAUCUCUCGGCCACUUUCUCAAGGGCUCAUCUGCUACCUUAGGCCUCACCAAGGUCAAGGACUCCUGUGAGAAGAUCCAACAUUACGGCGCCGGCAAGGACGAGGCUGGAGUUGUUGACGAGCCCGACAACGAGGUCUCCCUGAAGCACAUCCAAUCCACUCUCACAGACGUCAAAGCCGACUACGCCGAAGUCGAGAAGUUCUUGCGCCGAUUCUACGGAGAAGAGACGCCCGAAGAAGACCAAAAGGAGGAGAAGAAGGAGACAAAGAAGGAGGAGCCCACCACUACCAAGAAGGAGGAGAAGGAGACCAAGAAAUAG